Colletotrichum graminicola M1.001 is the source of this 1593-nucleotide messenger RNA. RefSeq names its product major facilitator superfamily transporter. The coding region runs from base 1 to 1593 and encodes 530 amino acids. NCBI's taxonomy places the organism in Eukaryota, Fungi, Ascomycota, Sordariomycetes, Glomerellales, Glomerellaceae. Gene Ontology annotation, molecular function: transmembrane transporter activity. The record is from RefSeq and is a predicted model, not a curated record. Gene Ontology annotation, biological process: transmembrane transport. The transcript has 5 exons.
AUGGGCUGGGGUGUGGUCGAGACUCCAGGUCAACCCUUUGCGCCAGGAACAGUGCUGCUCGAGGACAAGAAGAUACCCGACGAGAUCACAGUUGGCGAUGAUGGUCUCAAAAGGAAGCAGGGGGUCAUCCUGCAGCCGCAGCCCGGCGACGACCCCAACGAUCCUCUGAUGUGGUCUACGGCAUGGAAAUUCGCUCACCUUUUUGUCAUUGUUUUUGGGUCUAGUGCCGCCAACGCGAUCACCACAAUGGUCGUUCCCGGCAUUGCGCCGCUCGUCGACAAGUUCGGGGCGACCCAGGGCAGCAUAUCCAGCCUUAUUCUCAACGCGCCGACAUUCUUCACCAGCCUCGCGGCCUUCUUUGUCGUGUCAGGAGCUGAGAUCUUCGGCAGGAGGCCAUUUUACGUCAUCAGCACCGCCGUCAUGGCCGCCGCCAACCUUGGCAGUUUCCUGGCUACUACUUAUUCGGUUCUUGUCGUGUCUCGAGCCAUUGCCGGCAUUUUCUCCGCCGCCACGUUCACCCUCGUCACAGCAACCAUCGCCGAUAUCUUUUACGUACACCAGAGAGGCAGCGCCGUUGCUUCCUGGAACGUCGGGCUGACCGUGGGCGGGCAGCUUGGCCAGAUCAUCGGAGGAGUCGUCACCGACAAGCUUGGUAUCUCGGCCGUCUUCGGUCUCGCCGCUGUAGUCUUCGCCGCCCUGUUCUUCCCGACGUACUUUCUCGUCCUGGAGUCGGCCUACUUCAAGAGGGGCGACGACAUCGGCUCGCGACAGCAGGAGAAAAAGAGCAAGGAUUCCGUCGAGGUCGAGUACGCCAAGAACCUGCCGGCUCGCAAGGUGCCUUACCUGAAGCAGCUGGGACUAUUCCGCGGCAAGAUGACGGACAAGACGUUCUGGAUGGGGUCCCUGAAGCCGCUAUUCUUCCUCUCGUCGCCCAUCAUUCUCUACAGUGCCCUUCUCAACAGUUUGGUCCUGGUCCUCUCCGCUGGCGUCACGAACCUCAUAGUCAUCAUCCUCAGCGAUGCGCCGUACAACCUGCAGCCCACCGACAUCGGACUCACCGGCCUGCCCAUUCUCGUCGUCUCCCUCAUAGGCGGGCCCCUCAUCGGCUGGUUGUCCGACUGGAGCGUGCGCUUCAUGGCCCGGUCCAACGGCUCGAACCCGGGCGUCGCCGAGCCCGAGUUCCGCCUCGUCCUCCUGAUCAUCGCCCUUCCCAUGACCGCCGCCGGCCUCGUCGGCCUCGGGAUCGCCAUCCAGCAGGGCCAGCCGCUCCUCUGGUUGCUCACCUGGCUCUCCCUCAUCUCCUUCGGCUCCUGCAUCGGCGUACAGGUCUCCGUCGGCUACAUGAUUGACUAUCUCCCCUCCCACUCGGCCCAGGCCUUCACGAUCGUCAACAUGAUCGCAUCCCUUGUCGUCUUCGCCGGCACCACCCCGCUUAUCGACUGGCUCCAGGCUUCAGGCCCCGUCGUCGUCUUCUCAAGCCUUGCGGGGGUCACCAUGGCCAACCUUAUCUUUUCCUUCCCACUCUACGUCUAUGGUAAAAGAAUCAGGACUUGGUACGGGAGCACGCGGCUGUCGCGGUGGGUUCUCAACUAA